AUGCUGAUCAAAGUGCGGACAUUGACAGGGAAGGAGAUCGAGCUAGACAUCGAACCGGACUACAAGGUGUCGCGAAUCAAGGAACGUGUGGAGGAAAAGGAAGGGAUCCCGCCUGUCCAGCAGCGGUUGAUCUAUGGUGGCAAGCAAAUGUGCGAUUGA
This is a messenger RNA of Capronia coronata CBS 617.96, 159 nucleotides long. RefSeq lists its product as uncharacterized. The record is from RefSeq and is a predicted model, not a curated record. Gene Ontology annotation, biological process: regulation of proteolysis; modification-dependent protein catabolic process; protein neddylation. Gene Ontology annotation, cellular component: cytoplasm; nucleus. The transcript has 3 exons. The coding region runs from base 1 to 159 and encodes 52 amino acids. Gene Ontology annotation, molecular function: ubiquitin protein ligase binding; protein tag activity. NCBI's taxonomy places the organism in Eukaryota, Fungi, Ascomycota, Eurotiomycetes, Chaetothyriales, Herpotrichiellaceae.